UUUUAUAAUUUAUAUGCUUUUCUCCCCCAUAAAUUCCCCUCAAAAUUUCCGUACAACAGAAGAUGAAGAUAAUGGGGGAAAGGGCAGCCAACAGCCAUCCGUAAUUUCCAUUCCUUCCCGCCAACCCAUAGCUUCCCCCAAAGCUUCAACAAUGGGAUUCCAAACCCUUAAGCUAGCCGACUUUCCAGCCUCUUCCACUUCCCGUCUAAUGUUCCUGCCACCCACCAAAACCCCUUCUCUCACUCCCUUCCAUCCUUGUGUCCGUACCCACAGACCUCCAUCUCGAUUGUUCGUUCGAGCUUUCUCAUUGCCGUCCGUCCAAGUUGACCACCCUCCCACUACAAUCGCCGGAGAAGAAAAGGUUGUGAAACCUCAAUGGAAAGCUUCAAUAGACUUCAAGUGGAUUAGGGAUAACAAGGAUUUGGUGGCUUCAAAUAUACAUAAUCGGAAAUCUGGUGCUAAUUUGGAACUUGUGCUUCAGCUUUAUGACGAAAUGUUAAAUCUUCAGAAGGAAGUUGAGCAGCUUCGUGCUGAAAGGAAUGUGGUUGCAAACAAGAUGAAAGGGAAGCUGGAACCAUCCGAACGUCAAAAACUCAUAGAGGAAGGAAAGAAUCUAAAGGAAGGAUUGGUUUCUCUGGAAGAAAAUCUUCUUAAACUAACAGAUCAGCUUCAACAAGAAGCACAAUGUAUACCAAACACGACCCAUCCAGAUGUUCCUAUCGGAGGGGAGGACUGCUCGAUAAUAAGAAAGAUGGUUGGUAGCCCGAGGGAGUUCAGUUUUCCUGUUAAAGAUCAUCUUGAACUUGGGAAGCAGCUGGACAUUUUUGACUUUGAUGCUGCAGCUGAGGUUAGUGGAUCUAAGUUCUACUACCUGAAAAAUGCGGCAGUAACAUUAGAAUUGGGUCUGAUCAACUGGACACUCUCUGAAGUUAUGAAGAGAGGCUUUACUCCUUUAAUAACCCCGGAAAUUGUCAGGUCCACAGUCGUUGAAAAGUGUGGAUUCCAACCCCGUGGUGAAAAUACUCAGGUUUAUUCCAUUGAGGGAAGUGACCAAUGCCUCAUUGGUACUGCAGAGAUUCCUGUAGGAGGGAUUCAUAUGGACUCCAUCCUUUCUGAGUCUUCAUUACCUGUGAAGUAUGUUGCUUAUUCUCAUUGCUUUCGUACUGAGGCAGGUGCUGCUGGAGCGGCAACAAGAGGCCUUUAUCGAGUCCACCAGUUCAGCAAGGUAGAAAUGUUUAUAUUUUGCCGUCCCGAAGAGAGUGAGUCUUACCAUGAAGAACUCAUAAGGAUUGAAGAGGACCUGUUCUCAUCACUGGGAUUGCAUUUCAAGACCUUGGAUAUGGCCUCAGCAGAUUUAGGUGCACCUGCUUAUCGAAAAUUUGAUGUGGAGGCAUGGAUGCCAGGUUUGGGACGAUAUGGCGAGAUAUCAAGUGCAUCGAAUUGUACAGACUAUCAAAGCCGUAGAUUAGGAAUCCGAUAUCGUCCACAAGAACCCGUACCAUCCACUUUGAAGAAGGGCAAAGGCAAUCUAGCGCCAACACAAUUUGUUCACACGUUGAAUGCAACAGCAUGUGCUGUGCCUCGAAUGAUCGUUUGCUUGCUUGAAAAUUAUCAGCAGGAAGAUGGGUCUGUUAUUAUUCCUGAGCCAUUGAGGCCUUUCAUGGGUGGCCUAGACCUCAUUUCUCCCACAUCUGCAUAGAGCAUCCUGAGGCAAUUUCAACUUUUUCUUAUUCCACAACUUUCAAUUUUUGCAAGAGUGAGUAAUUCAAACAACCGACGUUUACCUGAUUGAUUUCCCAAUUGUAGUUUCUGUGGUUUAAUUAUUGGCAGCUGAUUGCUAAAUUACAUUUA
Molecule: messenger RNA, 1851 nt
Organism: Cucumis melo (muskmelon)
Lineage: Eukaryota; Viridiplantae; Streptophyta; Magnoliopsida; Cucurbitales; Cucurbitaceae
Product: serine--tRNA ligase, chloroplastic/mitochondrial
Exons: 10
Coding region: 14-1699 (561 amino acids)
Biological process (GO): mitochondrial seryl-tRNA aminoacylation
Cellular component (GO): mitochondrion
Molecular function (GO): tRNA binding; ATP binding; serine-tRNA ligase activity
Source: RefSeq, a predicted model, not a curated record